Molecule: messenger RNA, 732 nt
Organism: Suillus subalutaceus
Lineage: Eukaryota; Fungi; Basidiomycota; Agaricomycetes; Boletales; Suillaceae
Exons: 5
Coding region: 1-732 (243 amino acids)
Source: RefSeq, a predicted model, not a curated record
AUGCCCGCCUGUACGCCAAUCUGCAGGGGCAAUCGGCGCGAUGAUCGCAGGUCUAAUGGAACAAGACAUUACCUUGCGUAUUUGAAGCUUCCCAGUCUUCUGUACACUAGGAUCAGGAUUCUUGGUGGCUGGCCUGCAUACUUUUUCCGCAAUCCAUCUAGCCAGAAGCGUUACCGUCCCGAGGGCAUCAACCACGAUUCUGCUGUGAUGUUCGCGCCUCACGAGUCCACCAUUUUUUCCGAUGUUGGUAACAUGCUCCGGCUCGCUGGUGCUAUCGGCUUCAUCCAUCCGCGCACAAUCUCUGCUGCGGACUAUCUAUCCAUGCUCAACUCUUUUUGGACCUCUCUACAGUCGCUUUUCCCCAACACGGGCACCAACGCCCCCACCCACAGCCACGACAUCAACUCCCACCUCCAGCGCCGCUCCCACCGGAAAGCCGCCACUCUCCUCGUCGUCAUGCCCCGCGCCACCCUCAAAGCCCCAAUUUACCCCUCAGCAGUGAUGUCGCUCUCACCUUCACGCCCAGGGACUACACUCACGUACCACCUCGUCACGCUGCACCUCGCAUUGCUCGCACUCCUUCCGACAACGGUGUAUGGUAUGCACAGGCGUUUGGCGGAGUGGAAUGUUGUGCGGUUUAGGGAGGGGUUAGGGAGAUAUGGGAAUCUGGGCUGGGCAGGGGUUUGGAGUCGUAACGAUCGACAAGGUGACUGCUUCACAACACUUCCUUAG